AAUGCGGACGCCGCCGACCGCUUCCGACGCUUCGCGCCGCCUGGCGCUCUCGCUGUCGGCCGCGCUGCUCGCGGCGCCGCGAACCGCGGCGUGGUCUGCGGCUCCUGAGCGGGAGAGUUCCGAGCCGGAGCUCGUUCGGCUCUACGACUCCGCCGCCAGCCAGUACGACUCGCUCGACAGCGGCCCGCUCGCGUCGGCGCUCGGCCUGCAGGCGCUGCGCGCGCAGGCCACCGACCUCUGCCGCGGACGCGUCCUCGAGGUAGGAGUCGGCACCGGCCUCAACCUCCCGCUGUACGACCCCGGCCGGUGCGAGUCGCUCACCGCGGCGAUGCGGUUCGCCGACGCGAGCUUUGACAGCGUCAUCGACACCUUCUCGCUCUGCGUGUACGGCCGGCCGGAGCGGGCGCUCUCCGAGAUGCGGCGCGUGUGCAAGCCGGGCGGGCGCGUCGUCUUGCUCGAGCACCAGCGCUCGGGCGGCGCGCUCGGCGCCUACCAGGACGCGACGUCGAGCGCGGCGGCGAGGCUGGGCGGCAAAGGGUGUGUCUACAACCAGGACGUGGCGGCGAUGGCGCGCGCCGCGGGGCUGCGUGUCGUGCGGCAGCAGCCCGCGCUGCUCGGCGUAGUUGCGCUGUACGAGACGGUGCCCGUUUGAUCGUUUGAGGUACGGACCCUUCACGCGUGCGCGCGGGCGGCGCUCGCCCGCCGCGGCCGCGCCG
This is a messenger RNA of Emiliania huxleyi CCMP1516, 716 nucleotides long. RefSeq lists its product as hypothetical. The record is from RefSeq and is a predicted model, not a curated record. Gene Ontology annotation, molecular function: S-adenosylmethionine-dependent methyltransferase activity. The annotation marks the transcript as partial. Lineage: Eukaryota; Haptophyta; Isochrysidales; Noelaerhabdaceae. The transcript has 5 exons.